This is a messenger RNA of Psylliodes chrysocephalus, 447 nucleotides long. The record is from the annotation of a GenBank genome assembly. NCBI's taxonomy places the organism in Eukaryota, Metazoa, Arthropoda, Insecta, Coleoptera, Chrysomelidae.
AUGUUACCCACCUCAAAAAUCGUUGUUACCAUUACCAGUGCCGAAGCUCAGUUACAACCUCUAAUGGAUGUAACAGUUAGGCGUUUAUCGGAGUACCUAGAAGAGGAAACUAAUGAUGUAACUGAAGAGGAAAUAACACACGCCAAAAGCACUAUUACCUCUUUAGUCCCAACAGAGGUCGACCUAGGAGGGCAAAAGUUGUUAAUCAAGCACAAAUUUGUUAUGACCACGGUAGAUGGAAAGGUCUGCAAUGCAGCUACAGGCAAACAGUCUAGGAGUAGGGGAAGAAAAUCGAAAGAGGAGAAAGGCCUAGAAGAUCAAACCAAAAGAGAGAUACAAACAAGGUUCCGCACUGAAACAGGUUUACUAAUAGAUAUGCCUAAAUCCAAUUUCGGGAACACAAAUGAUGAAAAUACUAGCAGAAGGUUCUUUGAGAAUCCCAAAUAA